AUGAAGUCAGAGAGAUACACGAAAUAUACUUCCCAGCCGCUGACUGAGGCAACAAAGAUUCCAGAUGGCACAGGAGUCGUUGAUUUGGAUCCGUGGCUCGAGCCGUUUAAGGAUGCCCUGAGAAGUAGAUAUAAGCUUGCUACCGAAUGGAUCCGGAAGAUUGACGAGACGGAGGGCGGGCUCGAUAAGUUUAGCAAGGGCUACGAGAAGUUUGGUUUUAACGUUGCGAGUAACGGUGAUAUCACGUACAGAGAAUGGGCUCCAAACGCGACCACGGCUCAUCUCAUUGGUGAUUUCAAUGAAUGGGUUCCAACUGCUACCCCUUUGGAGAAGAAUGAAUUCGGGGUCUGGGAAGGCGUCCUCCCGGCAAAGAAUGGGGAGCUCGCAAUACCACACAACAGCAAGGUCAAGAUUACCAUGACCACGCCAUCAGGAGAACGACUCGAUAGGAUACCAGCUUGGACGACAAGAGUAACCCAAGAACUCAGCGUCUCUCCAGUGUACGAUAACGUAUUCUGGCAUCCACCUAAGGAGGAGCAGUAUCAGUUCAAACACGCUGCUCCCCCCAAGCCAAAGUCGCUUCGUAUCUAUGAGGCACAUGUGGGAAUAUCAUCUCCUAGGACAGAAGUUGCAACAUACAAGAACUUCACUGAAACCAUGCUUCCACGUAUCAAGUACCUGGGAUAUAAUGCCAUUCAGCUUAUGGCAAUCAUGGAACAUGCAUACUACGCAAGCUUCGGAUACCAGGUUAACAACUUCUUUGCGGCGAGUAGUCGCUACGGUACUCCGGAAGACCUGAAAGAGUUGAUAGACACAGCUCACAGUAUGGGUAUCGUGAUCCUUCUUGACGUGGUACACAGCCAUGCGUCGAAGAACGUGCUGGAUGGUCUUAACAUGUUCGAUGGAACCGACCAUCUCUACUUCCAUGCGGGAGGGAAGGGUAACCAUGAUUUAUGGGAUAGUCGUCUGUUCAACUAUGGAAGCCAUGAGGUGCUAAGAUUCCUCCUCAGUAAUCUGAGAUUCUGGAUGGAAGAAUAUCGCUUUGAUGGCUUCCGGUUUGAUGGAGUUACCAGCAUGCUGUACAAUCAUCAUGGAAUCGGAACUGGGUUUUCCGGCGGUUACCAUGAAUACUUCGGCCCAUCUGUUGAUGACGAAGGUGUUGCAUAUCUGACGCUUGCAAACGAGAUGUUACAUCAAAUUUACCCCAAUUGCAUCACGGUUGCAGAGGAUGUUUCCGGCAUGCCCGCAUUGUGCCUGCCUUUGUCUAUAGGAGGUGUAGGAUUCGACUAUCGUCUAGCCAUGGCAAUCCCUGACAUGUAUAUCAAACUGCUCAAGGAGAAGAAGGACCAUGAGUGGGAUAUGGCAAACAUAGCAUUCACCCUUACCAACCGUAGACAUGGUGAGAAAGCAAUUGCAUAUGCCGAGAGCCACGAUCAAGCGCUCGUUGGUGACAAAACACUGAUGAUGUGGCUUUGUGACAAAGAGAUGUACACAAACAUGUCUAUUUUGACCGAGUUAACCCCUAUCAUUGAACGUGGCAUGAGUCUACAUAAGAUGAUUCGUCUGGUCACACACGGCCUUGGAGGAGAAGGCUACCUCAACUUCGAGGGUAACGAAUUCGGCCACCCAGAAUGGUUGGAUUUCCCCCGUCAAGGCAACAACAACAGCUUCUGGUAUGCCAGAAGACAGCUGAACCUGACCGAGGAUAAUCUCCUCCGAUACAAGUUCUUGAACGAGUUCGACAGACAGAUGCAGCUGACCGAGGAGAAAUACGGAUGGCUCCAAUCACCACAGGCCUACAUCAGCCUGAAGAACGAAAACGAUAAGGUCUUAGUAUUUGAACGCGCCGGACUGCUCUGGGUGUUCAACUUCCAUCCAACCAACAGUUUCACUUCCUAUCGCGUUGGAGUAGAGCAGGCAGGAACUUAUCGGAUUGUCAUUGACACUGACGAUAGCAAAUUCGGAGGAUUUGACCGCAACGCCAAAGGAACACGUUUCUUCACCACAGACCUGGAGUGGAAUGGACGCAAAAAUUACGCGGAAUUGUAUCUGCCCACAAGAACGGCCCUGGUGAGUUCCAAGUUCAGCCCUUUUGACCCAGGAUGA
Messenger RNA from Nannizzia gypsea CBS 118893, 2106 nucleotides. Its product is annotated as 1,4-alpha-glucan-branching enzyme. Gene Ontology annotation, biological process: glycogen biosynthetic process. Lineage: Eukaryota; Fungi; Ascomycota; Eurotiomycetes; Onygenales; Arthrodermataceae. Gene Ontology annotation, cellular component: cytoplasm. The record is from RefSeq and is a predicted model, not a curated record. Bases 1 to 2106 code for a protein of 701 amino acids. Gene Ontology annotation, molecular function: 1,4-alpha-glucan branching enzyme activity; hydrolase activity, hydrolyzing O-glycosyl compounds; cation binding. The transcript is spliced from 7 exons.